Bursaphelenchus okinawaensis is the source of this 4290-nucleotide messenger RNA. The record is from the annotation of a GenBank genome assembly. Lineage: Eukaryota; Metazoa; Nematoda; Chromadorea; Rhabditida; Aphelenchoididae.
AUGCUCGACGUGGCUGUUUGGUCAUCACAGUGUCAGGCCGCUGAUCCACUACCCGGCGCGUCUUCCACUCAAACACAACUCGCCUCUACCCUGCUACAACAAAAUAAGAAUCAGCCCCAGGCAUUGGGCCGAAAAGUGUCUAAUCAGCGGUUCCCUCGAUUCCCGUUCUUGCACACCAAACAGGCGACAGUGCCUGCGCUGCCUAUUGUAAGUACAUACUUUUUUUGAAUUGAAAAAAACAAAAAAUUGUAAUUGUAGCGUAAAGUCAACCUGUACUUUCUAAAACGGUUAAAAUUACAAUAAAAAAUAAAAAAUUACAUAAAUUCUAGUUUAAGUUGUAGUUCAAAAAGUUCUAGUAAUAGUUUGAAAGUACAGCAACAAAUUUUUCCAAAUUUGCAUAAAAUAAAAUUGUAAAAACGGGUCCCAACACGAAAAUGCUAGCUGGCCAAAACUGGGUUGGCAUUCCGCUUCAAUCAAAAGAGAGAAGCUUUUUGCUGUCGAGCAAAAAUAUCUAUGUGUAAAAAGUAGUGUGGAUGGUCAUAUGGUGAUAUUAUUUUCAUGAAACGGGCUAAUUUGGCGCUCAAUGAAACGCUUCUAAAAUCGACCGUUGGUCUAGCGUUGAAGGCUGGUUGUAAGUGGUCUGUUUUGUCCUUAAAACUAUGUGUUAAACUUUCCGGAACAUAAACUGCAAUCAAUAAACAAAGAAAACAAACCAAACUGAAGGCCAUCAGUCAAAAUAUAAGGUGACAGUGUUUCAUUUAUUACAAAUAUCAUCAGAGCGGAACUUUUCAUUGUCAAGUUUCGUAUGUUUUGGGCUUUCGUCAGAGUUCUUUUAGGCUAAAAUUAAGUAAAAUUAGCUAACAAGUACUUUUAGAAACAAAACUCAACUCUAGUGUUUUAGAUAUGCAGAUUAAAAGAUAUCUACUCUUACCAUCAUUCUAAAGUAAUAUUGUUUUAGGGUAAUAUCGCCAUGCUGUCUAUGGGUACACCAGCUGGAUCGUCGGCCGAAAGUGCAUCGAUUGCUUCGAUGCUACGGACUUCACACGCAGCUGGACAGAAUGUUCGCCAGAACAAGAUCGGGUUAUACAAACUGGGUAAAAAACUUGGGCAUGGUAAUUUUGGUACUGUUCGAAGUGCUAUUCACGAGAUCUCAAAGACCAAAGUCGCGGUUAAAGUGAUGGACAAGAACAAGAUCGACCCUGAGAAUAUGAUCAAAGUUGAGCGAGAAAUAACAGUAUUAAAGGCGUUGAGACAUCCAAACAUCAUCAAGUUAUACGAGGUAUGUCAACCUACUAUAAUAUAACUUCUGUUUUUAGAUUAUCAGGACUGAAACUCACUUGUACAUUGUAACGGAGUUGGCCACUGGAGGAGAGGUGUUUGACAUGUUAACCCAGAAGGGCAAACAGUCAGAGAAAGAUGCGAGAAAGAUCUUCCAACAGUUAUGUGCAGCUGUAGCUUACUGUCACGCCAAUGGCAUCGUACAUCGUGAUUUGAAGGCCGAGAAUAUUCUGUUAGACAAAGAAGGGAAUGUGAAGUUGGCUGACUUUGGUUUUUCGAACUUUCAACAGUCAGAUACUUUGCUACAGACAUGGUGCGGGUCUCCGCCGUACGCGGCUCCAGAAUUGUUGGUAGCAAGAGCGUACGAUGGUCGUCAAGCUGACAUCUGGAGUUUGGGAGUAAUGUUGUUUAUAUUGGUUACUGCUGAGUUUCCGUUCCAAGGUGGUACAAUCGACAACCUGAAGAUGGCCGUGCUUGGAGAGCUUCUCAACAUUCCUUUUUAUAUUUCUGUUGGUAAGUUUUAAAUUUCAUACGAAGUAUAAUUUUAUUAUAGAAAAGUUAUAAUUUAGUAAAUUUUAGAUAUAAAAACUAAUUUUUUUAAUUUCAGAAUGCGCUGAUCUGCUUAGAAAGAUGUUGACUGUUAUUCCGGAGAAACGCGCGACAAUGCCACAAGUAUUAAACCAUCGUUGGUUCACCCAAGAAAUGUCAAGUGAAAUUAAGAAUCUCAUUCACACCCCAACUUUAAAGAACCCGAAACCUCAACGAGAAGUGAGAUCUGCUUCAUCAAGUAUGCUGACUCACAACUUGGACCCUACAGUAUUAUUGUACAUGCAAAAGAAUACAAUUUGGUCUGAGGAGAAGGUGAUUGAGGACGCAUUACUUCAAAAGUUUGAAAGCCCUGUUUACGCCACAUAUUGUUUGUUAUGCGACAAAAUGCAACUCUUAAAACAACUCAGUAGGGCUUUAAUAACACCGUUUGAUGAAGAUGCUUGUCGCCGAGGCUCGAGAGGGUCAAUAACUUCUGGCAAAGCCAGAGUCGAUCCCGAACCUGAUCCUCAAUCUAUAACACAAGUUCAACUUGCUCAACUCAGUCUUUCCACGGCAUCUGACUGUGACUCCGACGAGUCCAUGGAAGAUGACCAUCCUCCCGAGCGCGAUCUCCGCAACUUUAUGACUCACGCUGAGUCCUCUACUUCCCACGAAGAAUACCUCAACGACCAACGACGGCACACGCUUUGUGCCUCUGGCCGAUUACCUAUUAAUCCUGUUCAAGCUCAACAAUUCGCCACUGACGCGCAUCAACAACUGCAACAACAGCUGUUGAUUAUGCAACACUUGCAGCAAAACCCAAUGUUUAUGGCAGCGAAUCCUCUACAGCAUCAGAUAACACAAAAGCUGUUGGAGAUGGCUGCUCACCAACAACAAAACGAACAGAAUAUGUACGCUUCUCAGAAUCCGGCUUUCUCUAAUUGUUCGCCAAAUCCACAGACUUUGGCUGGACUAAUGUGCAUGAAGAAUGGACUGUUUGACUACACCAAGCUGAUGAAACUUCCAAAUAAUCGUAAGUAUUUCUUUUAUUUGUCUUUCGUUUUUAGGUAUUUUUGAAAGUAUAUUGGACUAAAAAGUCACUGAAAGCUCUAACAUGAUGUUUGUAUGCUAAUUUUGUUAUUUUAUUUAUCUUUCCGUUAUCAAUACUUACAAGAACAUUGCUUUAGAAGAACGUCGAGCGAGUGCCAACGAAUCAGUAUUGGGAGUCCACGGUUUCCUGGCCCAGGUAAAUGCCCAAGCUAACGUUGUUAACAAGACCAAACUAAAACACUCAGUGGGCCUGAAUCAACCAGAAAACUCCAGAACAAUCGAAGAGGAAGGAGCUAUGUAUUUGAAUCGGUACGGUAACGCGAAACGUAACACUGUUCACGGAGCUCAGACCAUGAUGUCAGGACUGACAGUUGGUACUCCUUUACAAUCGGUGCCUCAACAACCUCGUUAUGCUCGGACUCCGUAUGCUAAAAGUAAUGGCAAUGAACGCAGAAGUUCGUGGGCAUCUACUACUAAUCAAGGGAUCAUGAACUCCCAACAAUUCUCGAAGUUGGAGAGUUUAUAUGCGCAGUCUUUGAGAGGAGCGGCAGCUGCUGCAGCUAAUGGAAGUGGCAAUCUUGCUAAUGGUGACCAAGCUUUUGGAAUUCCACAGCUUCAGGCUGAGUUCCAGCGUCUGAAAGCUACCACGGAGAAGGCUUCUGGUUCUAGCAGGUAAUUUUUGAAAAUUUAUUGAUAAAGCCUUACAGUUGUAAAAAAUAAAUUACAAAAAUGUUUUCUUGGUUACUUAACGUUAUUUGAAGCCAAUUAUUCUCUAAACUGUAACUUUUAGUUCUAACGUGAGUAUGAACGGCCCCCUGAAUCUCAACGCCCCUAGAAUCAGCAUUACCGACGAGAACAACAAGUCUUUGUUGGCUCCGAACUCACCAUCAUUCAAUCCGAUGGCUUAUGGCACUCCCAAGAAUCCGCCUCAGAGCCGGCCAGCUACAGUAAUAGGAUUCAGCGGUAAAAUGUCUCCGGAUAGCAGCCACAACAAUAAUAAUGGCAGUCCGGAGCCACCCAAAUGGAUUCACAUACCAGUGGCACCAAAUGUGGCUAUUGACAAAAUCUACGGAUACGUUCAGCAGAAGAACAUGAACUGCGAAAUACGGUCGGGUAGCGAAAACAACGGUAAGUCGAGGAUAUUGAUAUAGGUGGAAAAUUAGUAGAUUUUUCGAAAAAGUUUAAAAAUUUUGGCUUUUUAGAGAAAAAAUUGCUUUUAGGUAAUAUUAUACUUUAAAACUCACAAUAAUUCACCAUCUUUCAGGCGUAACAGAAAUACGUGUAAUAACCAACAAUCAGACCGUCUUCUCUAUGGCCAUCGACAAGUCGGCCGACAAUCCAGACAUCUCCAAGACUGAGUUCACUCUGAUCUGUGGUGAUCCAAACGAAGCUGAUGCCGUCCGUGUUGGCCUGAUGGAGUCGUUCGACUCUUGA